This is a messenger RNA of Guyanagaster necrorhizus, 2419 nucleotides long. RefSeq names its product ATP-dependent RNA helicase ded-1. The record is from RefSeq and is a predicted model, not a curated record. The transcript has 3 exons. The coding region runs from base 57 to 1964 and encodes 635 amino acids. Gene Ontology annotation, molecular function: ATP binding; RNA helicase activity; nucleic acid binding. NCBI's taxonomy places the organism in Eukaryota, Fungi, Basidiomycota, Agaricomycetes, Agaricales, Physalacriaceae.
CUUCUCUUCACUCCCACUUUGUGGUUCAUAUCCCUUUUCUUUCGCACUCUCAUAAUAUGACAAAUGCAAUCGUAAACGGCCCCUCGUCUGGUCUCGAGGGCAAAUUCUCUUCCUUGGACAUCAACAAGUCGGCGUACGUCCCUCCUCAUCUUAGGAGCUCCCAGCGAGCGUCGUCUUCUCCCAACCUUCAUCAGAACAGCUUUGGAAACGGCUGGAACGAUUCCCGCUCAAGUACUCCGAAUUCUACUCGUUUGUACACCGCCAGACCCUCCCGUGGAGGGCCUCCGCAAUCGCAAAGCCGUGACUGGUCGCAGCCCUCGCAGCCUCGUGAUACUUUUGGCCUUGGAGUAUGGAAAGAUGGUCGUCAUGUUGUUGGUGGACGUAACAUGCGCCUCGAAAAAGAGCUUUUUGGUGACCCGACGGAUCCCUCCAAGCAGCACACCGGUAUCAACUUUGAAAAGUACGAUGAUAUCCCCGUAGAAGCGACUGGUGCUUCGGUUCCAGACCCAGUUGUUGCCUUCACUUCACCCCCUCUCGACGUAGUCUUGCUCGAAAACAUCGGCUAUGCCAGGUACACUACCCCUACCCCUGUUCAAAAGUAUUCUAUUCCCAUUGUUGCUAAUGGACGGGAUCUCAUGGCCUGUGCUCAGACAGGCUCCGGUAAAACAGGCGGUUUCCUUUUUCCCAUCCUUUCCGCAUCCUUCCAUGAUGGACCCCGUGCGCCUCCUGAUCAACCGUCAUCCUACGGUCGGUCCCGAAAGGCCUAUCCUACGGCUCUUAUUUUAGCGCCUACUCGUGAAUUGGUGUCUCAGAUCCAUGAGGAGGCUCGCAAAUUUGCUUACCGGUCUUGGGUUCGUCCUGCCGUCGUCUACGGUGGCGCCGACAUCAACCAACAGCUUCGCUCCAUUGAACGUGGCUGCGACCUGUUGAGUGCCACACCCGGUCGUCUCGUUGAUCUUAUCGAGCGUGGCCGUAUCAGUCUCGCCAACAUCAAGUAUCUCGUCCUUGAUGAGGCUGAUCGCAUGCUUGACAUGGGUUUCGAACCCCAGAUUCGUCGCAUCGUGCAGGGCGAGGAUAUGCCUGGCGUUCUCGAGCGCCAGACCCUCAUGUUCAGUGCGACAUUCCCGAGGGACAUCCAAAUCCUUGCCAAAGACUUCCUGAAGGAUUACGUGUUCUUGAGCGUUGGUCGUGUUGGAAGCACUAGCGAGAACAUCACCCAAAAGAUCGAGUAUGUUGAGGAUAAUGACAAGAGAAGUGUCUUACUCGACAUCUUGGCUUCUCAGAGCAAAGAUUCCGGUAAUCUGGGUCUGACAUUGGUCUUCGUCGAGACGAAACGUAUGGCGGAUAUGUUAAGCGACUUCUUGAUGGGUAAUCAUCUUCCCGCUACAUCCAUUCAUGGUGAUCGCACCCAGCACGAGCGCGAGAUGGCUUUGCAAACGUUCCGAACCGGCCGGACGCCUAUCAUGGUGGCUACUGCUGUCGCUGCCCGUGGCCUUGACAUCCCCAACGUCACUCACGUUGUCAACUAUGACCUUCCGAGCGACAUCGAUGACUACGUGCACCGUAUCGGCCGUACUGGACGUGCUGGGAACACCGGUGUCAGCACGGCCUUUUUCAACCGUGGUAAUAGGAACAUCGUCAAAGAGCUUGUAGAGCUUCUUAGGGAGGCCAACCAGGACAUUCCGAACUGGUUAGAGACAGUCGCACAUGAGGCUACGUUUGGUAGCGGUGGAGGAUACCGAGGAAGCAGAGGCAGAGGUAGAGGAGGUCGGGGCAAUGCCGGCCGUGAUUACAGGGCUGGCGGCGGCGGCAGCAGCAAUGCUGGUUAUGGCGGAGGAUACGGCGGAGGUGGUUAUGGUGGUGGUGGUGGCUACGGUGGCCGUGCUCAAUACGGGGGAGGAGGUUACAGUGGUGGCUAUGGCGGUGGCUCCACUGGAGGCGGAGGAGGCCAAGGCUGGUGGUAAAUCUCUUCGAGGCGCCACCUUUAACGACGACGACGAUCACCAUCCACACCUAAAAAUCACAUAAUGCCCUCGUACCCCUUUUUUAUUAUGCUUUCAUGCCUUCCAUGCCGACGAACGAAUGCACCCCAUGCAGAACUCAUGCGCUAUCUCUACUUGUAUAUCUAUCACGAAUCAUUCCCCCCCAAAAAUCCGUCCGACUUAGGUUACUUACACCCUCUCCUUAAUGCUACGGCGACGGACCGUAACGGUAUAUCGGUAGACAUUCACGCCCCCCAGAUACCCCACAAGUACAAGUGCUUUUCGACUGAUAUACCCCAUCGCAGACGGUUUUUUACACACAUAAUUAGAGAUACUUAGAGUAGAGAAUUAAAGGGUGUUUUUUGUACUUUGUAUCGUUUGUCUUUUUUCUGUUGCUAGUUCGUAGUUCAUAGUAAUUCUAUAUGUGAAAGUCGUCG